AUGAUGAAUCGCACUCUUUUGCGCGCCACAGCGCGCUCACUCCAGGCUGGUCGCCCCGUCGCUGAUCGCCGGUAUGCUUCAUCUGCGGUGUUCAACUGGGAGGAUCCCCUCGCCGCGGAGGAAUUAUAUACGGCGGAGGAGCUGGCUAUUCAGGAUACCGCGCGGCAGUACUGUCAGGAUCGGCUGAUGCCGCGUAUUCUCGAGGCCUACCGCAACGAAGACUACGAUCGCAAGAUUCUGGAGGAGAUGGGCGAACUGGGCCUCCUGGGCGCCUCAAUCGAGGGAUACGAGUGUGCGGGCGUGAGCACUGUGGCCUCGGGCCUGAUCACCAAGGAGGUCGAGCGGGUGGACUCCGGAUACCGAUCGGGCAUGUCGGUUCAGAGCUCAUUGGCUAUGACUGGCAUCUACGAGUUUGGCACAGAAGAGCAGAAGCAGCGGUUCCUCCCUGGCCUGGCAAAGGGCAAGCUGGCCGGUUGCUUCGGUCUGACCGAGCCGAAUCACGGCUCGGACCCUGGCUCCAUGGAGACCGUCGCGCGCGAGCAUCCAACACAGAAGGGCACGUACUUACUGACCGGCAGCAAGACAUGGAUUACCAACUCGCCCAUCGCGGAUCUGGCGCUGGUCUGGGCCAAGCUCGAGACCACAGGCAAGAUCAAGGGUUUUAUCGUUGAGCGCUCGCGCUGCCCGCCCGGCACCUUCGAGACCCCCGCCAUCAAGAAUAAGAGCGCCCUGCGUGCGUCCAUCACCGGCAUGAUUCAUAUGGACGACUGCCCUGUUCCUGCGGAGAACAUGUUCCCCGACGUUGAGGGCCUGACGGGCCCGUUCACCUGCCUGAACAGCGCCCGUCUGGGCAUUGCCUUUGGUAGCAUGGGUGCCCUAGAGGACUGUCUUGCCCGUACCCGCGAGUACAGCCUUGAGCGCAAGCAGUUCAAGGGCAACCCAUUGGCUAAGUACCAGCUCGUCCAGAAGAAGCUGGCUGACGCGGCGACGGAUGCUGCUUACGGCAUGCUGGCUGCAGUCCAAGUGGCUCGCCUCAAGGACGCGGGCAAGGCCACGCCGGAAAUGAUCUCCAUGAUCAAGCGUCAGAACUGCGAUCGGGCUCUGGCCAACUCACGGAUUCUCCAAGAAGUGUUUGGUGGCAAUGCUGCCAGCGACGAGUACCAUAUCGGUCGCCAUGUGGCCAACCUGUUUGUGGUGCAGACUUACGAGGGCCAGAGCGAUAUUCACGCCCUGAUUCUGGGUCGAGCUAUCACCGGCAAGCAGGCAUUUGUCUGA
This is a messenger RNA of Penicillium canariense, 1275 nucleotides long. RefSeq names its product acyl-CoA dehydrogenase. Lineage: Eukaryota; Fungi; Ascomycota; Eurotiomycetes; Eurotiales; Aspergillaceae. Gene Ontology annotation, biological process: fatty acid beta-oxidation using acyl-CoA dehydrogenase; fatty-acyl-CoA biosynthetic process. Gene Ontology annotation, cellular component: mitochondrial inner membrane. The record is from RefSeq and is a predicted model, not a curated record. Gene Ontology annotation, molecular function: fatty-acyl-CoA binding; glutaryl-CoA dehydrogenase activity; flavin adenine dinucleotide binding. Bases 1 to 1275 code for a protein of 424 amino acids. The transcript has 4 exons.